AUGCCGGGCUCGCCUCUAGUGCAUUGGCUCCGACGCUAUCUACGGUGGGGGCCGAAAGAACGGAAAGAGAAAGACUCAGAUGAUGAAUCAUCGGCAAUAGAAGAUGAGACCGUACCAUUUGGAGAAUUCAACGAGAACUACGAUUCACAAGAGUCCGCGAGGCGAAACAGAAGGAAAAUGAAUAGACUACGUCAAUUUUCGUUGCUCCUGUGGAAAGAUUGGGUGUUGCUUAGAAGAAACAAAGUGUGGACUUUAUUCGAAUUGAUUCUUCCAUGCUUGCUGCUCGGUCCACUAGUUUAUUUAGUUGUAAAGGGCGCUGCUUCGUCAUCAUCUCCAUCGAACACAUACGAUGAAUUCAAAUUGACAGGAACAGUUGAAGAUGUCUUUCUCGAAUACAGCUUCAUUAAGCCCAUCUACAGACGAUGGUGUCUUCGAACGGAUAUUGUUUUGGGAUACACAACAAAAAAUCCAUCUGAUAUGACUGUUGUAAACAAUUUGAUGAACCAAGUGUCGGACCGAUUCCAAAAUGGGAAACUGAAAAUGAGGGUGAAAAGUGAAGAAACCGAGGACCAACUGAUGACAAUUCUCCGAAAUGACCUACCGAAUCAGAAUGAUACUUCUUCUUUUUGUGCUAUCAAUUCAUACAUUGGCGGAGUUAUCUUCGACAGUAUUGACUUGUCACAGAAGAAACUAAAAUACCGAAUCUUGAUUACCAAAGCAAUAGAAGAAGUUUGGCAUUUGACUGAAACGAGUUUCAAUCCGUAUGGACCUCAAUCUGGACGAAGUGGCAGAAUACCAACCAGUCCACCGUAUUGGACCUCUGGAUAUCUUACUCUUCAACAUGCCAUCGAGACAUCAUUCAUUCUAUCGGCUCAACCAGAAUCAUCAGAUCUUCCAUUGAUUUUCCGAGGCCUCCCAGAGCCUGCUUACAAAACUAGUUCCGUCUCGUCAUUCAUUGAAUUCUUCCCGUUUAUUUGGGCAUUCGUCACAUUCAUCAACGUGAUUCACAUCACAAGAGAAAUCGCUGCUGAAAACUUUGCUGUCAAGCCAUACUUGACUGCAAUGGGACUUUCAACAUUCAUGUUCUAUGCGGCACAUGUCGUCAUGGCUUUCAUCAAGUUCUUCAUCAUUUUCCUGUUCUCGAUUAUUCCAUUGGCAUUCGUGAUGGAAUUUGUUACUCCAGCAGCACUCAUUGUCACUGUUCUGAUGUACGGACUUGGUGCAGUUAUAUUCGGAGCAUUUGUGGCGUCGUUCUUCAGCAACACAAAUUCUGCGAUAAAAGCUAUUCUGGUAGCAUGGGGUGCAAUGAUAGCAAUCUCUUAUAAGUUCCGGCCUACACUGGAUCAAAUUCCAACUUGUUUCCUUUACGGUCUCAAUAUCAAUGGAGCAUUUGCAUUGGCUGUUGAAGCGAUAUCAGAUUAUAUGCGAAGAGAAAGAGAACUCAAUCUGUUUAAUAUGUUCAAUGAUUCAUCUUUACACUUUUCCCUUGGAUGGGCACUCGUUAUGAUGAUCGUUGAUAUAUUGUGGAUGUCCGUUGGAGCAUUGAUUGUUGAUCAUAUCAGAACUUCAUCUGAUUUCAGUUUGAGAACAUUGUUCACCCGUGGAGAUGUAUUGGAUGAAUACGAAACUCAAACUGACGGGCAGACUGCCUACAAUACAAGAAUCAACGAACAGGUGAGAAAUAGAGUCCAACGGAGAGAUAUGGAGAUUCAGAUGAACACCAUGGGAACGUCUUCGCUGAACCCGCCGAACGCAGAUUCUGAUGCUCUUCUAGAAGGUUCUACUGAAGUCGACGGUGCCAGAGACACAGCUAGAGCUGAUAUUAGUGUACAUCGACUGGUGAAAAUUUGGCCAACUACUGGAGAGCGAGCUGUGGAUGGGUUGACUUUGAGAGCUGUCCGAGGACAAUGUUCCAUUCUUUUGGGACACAAUGGAGCUGGUAAAAGUACAACGUUUUCGAGUAUUGCUGGAAUCAUUCAACCAACAUAUGGACAUAUUUCUAUAUGCGGUCAUGACGUAGGAAGAGAAGCGAAUGAGACUAGGAGACACAUUGGAAUGUGCCCACAAUACAAUCCAUUGUAUGAUAAAUUGACUGUCUCGGAGCAUCUCCAACUGGUUCAUGGAUUGAAAGGAGCUAGGAAAGCGGAUUUCAAACAGGAGAUGAAACGUCUUCUUGUUGAUGUGAAGCUAGAUUUCAAAGAGAAUGAGAGAGCUAUGAACUUAUCCGGAGGAAUGAAGAGAAAACUUUGUGUUUGUAUGGCUAUGAUUGGUGAUUCUGAAGUUGUUCUUCUCGAUGAACCAACAGCUGGAAUGGAUCCAGGAGCUAGACAAGAUGUUCAAAAGUUGGUUGAAAGAGAGAAAGCAAACAGAACCAUCCUAUUGACCACUCACUAUAUGGAUGAAGCCGAACGUCUAGGAGAUUGGGUAUUCAUUAUGUCCCAUGGAAAACUCGUAGCAUCUGGAACAAAUCAAUAUUUGAAGCAGAAGUUUGGAACCGGAUACCUUUUGACAGUCGUGUUGGAUCAUACUGGUGAAAAGAGGAAAAUGGCUGAAGUCCUAACAAGUGUGUGUUCUCACUUUGUCGAAGGAGCUGAACGAGGAGAAAUGCAUGGACAACAAAUUGAGAUUAUAUUACCAGAAGCCCAGAAGAACUCGUUCGUUCCACUGUUUCAGGCAUUGGAAGCCAUCCAGGAAAGGAACUUCCGCAGUUAUGCAUUGGAAUCGAUUCCUAAUCAACUCAAAUCUCAGCUAGCCACUCUGGUCAUGAAAAGCUUUGGAUUGUCAUUGAACACUCUGGAGCAGGUCUUCAUCACAAUUGGUGACAAAGUAGACAAAGCAAUUGCCAGUCGACAAAAUAGUAGAAUCAGUCAUCAAUCCCGGAACACCAGUGAGCCAUCGUUGAAACCACCAGGUUACGACACACAAUCAAGUACCAAAAGUGCGGACAGUUAUCAGAGACUAAUGGAUAGUCAGGCGAGAGGUGCGGAGAAAACUGGAUUCACAAAAGUCACAGCUCAAUUCGUUGCGAUUCUCCGCAAAAAAUGGCUGUAUUCAAUCAGAAACUGGACACAGCUUUUUGGACAAGUUUUGAUUCCAAUCGUUCUUCUCGGCUUGGUGGCGUCCCUAUCAACUCUGAAAUCUGGGAACACUGAUCAAUAUCGCGAACUAUCGUCGUAUGGAAUUGAACCAUCAAAAGUGGUAUGGAGAUUUGAUGAUACGGUUCCAGAAGAAGCAUCACAUCUGGAGUCUCUAUUGAAGAAAUCUGGAGGUUUCGAUGUCAUAAAAUACAGCAGAAAUACACCAUUGUCAAAUAUUACUAAAAGUCUUAUAGGAGAAAUGCCACCUGCUUCGAUUGGUUCGACAUUUGCGAAGGACAACAGUUCUCUGGAGAAUUUGUUCAAUAUGAGAUACUACCAUGUUCUUCCAACAUUUGUCAGUAUCAUCAAUCGUGCUCGUUUAACAGGAAGCUCAUCUGUUGAUGCUCAAAUUGAUGGAGGAAUUUUCCUGUAUUCGAAAGCGACCUCGGAAAGCACUUUACUUCCAAGCCAAUUGAUUGAUGUCUUGCUCACUCCAAUGCUCAUUCUGAUUUUCGCAAUGGUCACAUCUACAUUUGUCAUGUUCCUGAUUGAAGAACGAACUUGCCAAUUCGCUCAUCAACAGUUCCUAACUGGAAUCUCCCCUGUCACAUUUUAUUCCGCUUCGCUUUUUUACGAUGGAGUACUGUACACCCUGAUCUGUAUCAUUUUCUUAGCAAUGUUCAUAGUUUUCAACUGGAUGUACGCUCAUUUGAGAAUAGUUAUACUGUUCUGGUUCCUGUACUUCUUCUCUUCAGUUCCAUUCAUCUACGCAGUUUCUUUUCUAUUCCAAUCACCUUCCAAAGCUAAUGUCAUGCUGAUUAUCUGGCAAGUUGUGAUUUCGGGAGCAGCUCUUCUCGCUGUUUUUGUUAUUUUCUUCCUAUUCGAUAUCGAAGAAUCGUUGAAAGCGUUCCUAAUGGUAAGAAUUCCAGAAUCUGGUGUUAAGCAUUUUGAAUUUUGUAUUCAGAAUAUCUUCCUGUUCCUUCUUCCAUCUUAUGCUUUCGGAAACGCUAUAAUAACGAUUAAUACCUAUGGUCUCAUCUUCACAAGUGACGAGGAGCUCAUGAGUUGGGAUCGAUGCGGAAAGAAUGCUGUAUUCAUGGCUGUUUUCGGAGCUUUCUCAUUCGCUCUUUUCAUAUUUCUUCAGUUCAAAUGUGUAAGAAGAUUCCUUUCUCAAGUUUGGACUCUUCGUAGAUCUGCAAAUAACAAUGUGCAGCCAAUGAUGGGAGAUCUUCCGGUUUGCACUAGUGUGGAGGAAGAGAGGCAUAGAGUUCACAAUGCUAACCCACAGAAUUUGGCUUUGGCAGUGAAGGAUUUGACAAAGACAUUUGGAAGAUUUACGGCUGUCAAUGAAUUGUGCCUCGCCGUCGAUCAGAAGGAAUGCUUUGGGCUUCUUGGAGUGAAUGGUGCGGGAAAAACGACUACAUUCAAUAUACUGACUGGGCAAUCGUUUGCAACAAGUGGAGAAGCAACUAUCGGUGGAAGAGAUGUUACUGAGUAUAUAGCGAUUGGCUACUGUCCACAAUUCGAUGCAUUGAUGCUUGAUUUGACAGGAAGAGAAUGUUUGGAAAUUCUGGCUCAAAUGCAUGGAUUCGAGAAGUAUAAAGACAAGGCUGAGCUAAUUUUAGAAUGUGUUGGAAUGCAAGCGCAUGCCGAUAAACUAGUCAGAUUCUACAGUGGUGGUCAGAAGAGAAAAAUAUCCGUAGGAGUUGCUCUUUUGGCACCAACUCAGAUGAUUAUUCUCGAUGAACCAACUGCUGGAAUUGACCCCAAAGCCAGACGCGAAGUAUGGGAAUUGUUAUUGUGGUGCAGAGAACAUUCCAACAGUGCCCUUAUGUUAACAUCUCAUUCGAUGGAUGAAUGCGAAGCAUUGUGCUCCAGAAUUGCGGUUCUAAAUCGAGGAUCAUUGAUUGCUAUCGGAUCCAGUCAAGAGCUUAAGUCGUUGUACGGAAACAACUACACAAUGACUCUAACGUUGUAUGAACCAGCUCAAAGAGAUGUGAUCGUACAGCUUGUCGCUGCCAGACUUCCAAAUUCUGUUCUCAAAACAACCUCAACAAACAAAACAUUGAAUCUCAAGUGGCAGAUUCCAAAAGAGAAAGACGAUUGUUGGUCGGAAAAGUUUGAAAUGGUGCAGAGAUUGGCAAAAGAUCUCGGAGUUAAAGAUUUCAUACUAGCUCAAUCAUCUCUGGAAGAGACUUUCCUCCGCCUCGCUGGGUUGGAUGACGACCAAUUAGACACUCAUUCAACUGUUAAUAUAACGCAUUCCACACAUGUUUAG
This is a messenger RNA of Caenorhabditis briggsae, 5355 nucleotides long. It is a transcript of the gene Cbr-ced-7, whose product is annotated as Protein CBR-CED-7. The record is from RefSeq and is a predicted model, not a curated record. Gene Ontology annotation, molecular function: lipid carrier activity; ABC-type transporter activity; ATP binding. The transcript has 14 exons. The coding region runs from base 1 to 5355 and encodes 1784 amino acids. Gene Ontology annotation, biological process: lipid transport; transmembrane transport. NCBI's taxonomy places the organism in Eukaryota, Metazoa, Nematoda, Chromadorea, Rhabditida, Rhabditidae. Gene Ontology annotation, cellular component: membrane; intracellular membrane-bounded organelle.